CCAUCAUGUCGCCCGCCGCUACACUCCCAGAAGACACCGUCGUCUCCAGCCUCCGCUCUUCCCUCUGCAACGAGACCGCCCCACUCGGCCAACGUUUCCGCGAUCUCUUCUCUCUCAAACAUCUCGCUUCGCAGAACCCCGCGACUGAACAAUCCAUCCCCGCAGUCGAGGCGAUCGCUGCAGCGCUGGUUUCCGACUCUGCUCUUCUUAAACAUGAGUUAGCGUACUGUCUUGGCCAGUCGGGAAAGGAGGAGGCGAUACCUUUUCUACGAGCGGUGAUUGAGGAUCGACAGGAGGAUGCGAUGUGCAGACAUGAGGCGGCAGAGGCAAUUGCUGCGUUGGGAGAUUGGAAUAGUUUGGGGCUGCUGAAGGAGAGGAGGGACGAUAAGUCGGAGGAGGAAGUUGUCAGGGAGACGUGUGAUAUUGCGGUGGAGAGGAUUGAGUGGUUACAUUCUGAGGAGGGGAAGAAGGAGACUUUGAAGACGAGCGACUUCUCCUCCAUCGAUCCAGCACCUCCGAUGGCAGCGCAAGCCGACACACCUUCCAUUCCCGAACUCGAACGAUCACUACUAGACACCAAGCUUCCACUCUUCCUCCGAUACCGAGCCAUGUUCGCGCUCCGCGAUCUCGCUUCACCACCAGAUCUUCCCACAGCCGUUCCCGCCGUCAACGCUCUCGCAGCAGGACGCAAAGAUCCCUCAGCACUCUUCCGCCAUGAAAUCGCAUUCGUCUUCGGACAACUAUCGCAUCCGGCUUCCAUUCCGUGUCUGACGGAAAUGCUGGGCAAUGCGAAAGAGGCGAGCAUGGUUCGACAUGAGGCUGCUGAAGCGCUCGGUAGUUUGGGCGACGAGCCGGGUGUUGAGGAUACGCUCAAGAAGUUCCUGAAUGAUCCAGAGCAGGUGGUGAGGGAUAGUAUUAUCGUGGCGCUGGAUAUGGCGGACUUUGAGAGGAGUGGCGAAACGGAGUAUGCCACGAUUCCAAUCGCUCAGGCGGCGUAGAUCGUCGGGGAGUCCUUUUUGGCCGCGUGGAUCUUUGAACAUAGCAAAAAGCAUGUAGACGUAUACCAGUCCGUUUCGAAUCGCUCAAUUGUUAGUGUUCCACUUGUGAUUACACGCCGGACACGUGUAAAAGAUUGUGCUUCCUUCAUCAGCAGAUCGCAGUUGCUUCUCGUAGAACGUGACACGAGGUUCGCCGCAAUUUUCGCAUUGCACGUUGAUCCAGUUGCCUUUCUGACGGUCUUCCUCGAGGAUUUCCUGCAC
Messenger RNA from Zymoseptoria tritici IPO323, 1259 nucleotides. RefSeq lists its product as uncharacterized. The coding region runs from base 6 to 998 and encodes 330 amino acids. Gene Ontology annotation, molecular function: deoxyhypusine monooxygenase activity. Gene Ontology annotation, biological process: peptidyl-hypusine biosynthetic process. The transcript is spliced from 2 exons. Lineage: Eukaryota; Fungi; Ascomycota; Dothideomycetes; Mycosphaerellales; Mycosphaerellaceae. The record is from RefSeq and is a predicted model, not a curated record.